Molecule: messenger RNA, 4954 nt
Organism: Myxocyprinus asiaticus (Chinese sucker)
Lineage: Eukaryota; Metazoa; Chordata; Actinopteri; Cypriniformes; Catostomidae
Gene: xpr1b
Product: xenotropic and polytropic retrovirus receptor 1b
Exons: 15
Coding region: 1258-3264 (668 amino acids)
Biological process (GO): phosphate ion transport; cellular response to phosphate starvation
Cellular component (GO): Golgi apparatus; cytoplasm; plasma membrane
Molecular function (GO): inositol hexakisphosphate binding
Source: RefSeq, a predicted model, not a curated record
AUCAGACAGCGAACUAGUCUAAAAUCAGUCACCUGUCGUUAUAAUAAAAUCUAAGCACAAAAACACGCAUAGCUCCCUAUUUACAGAUUAAUAUCUGUCAGAUCUGCUUAGAGUUAGUCUGUACCUGGAAGUGAACAGCUGGUAGCUUUAAAGCUAAUGUGAGUCUGUGAACAUCAGUGAUGAGGGAGAUUCAGUCUAACACGGUUAUGAUCAACGAUGAUGUAUUAAUAUAUUCAUUAUAUGAUUAUACUCAAUCAACAAGGAGACCAGGUUAAUUUUACAAUUUCAGAUUUAUGUAUACUGUAUGAACAUGUCACACAAACAGUGUGCCUCUCUGAAUUUAAUUCUAAAAGAAACCUUUGAUCUGUCAGUUUGGGCAUUAAAAUCAUGUUUAUCAAUUAUAGCUUGGUUACAGUACUGAUGAAAAUCAAGAAUUGUGUUGGAUGAAUAAAAACGUGAUCUUUUUGGUUUCUGUUUAGAGGCCCACAGUGCAAUAAACAUUGCAUUGAACCUUUAGUCAGCUUGAUCAAAUUGUAUUGCCCUUUUGUCUUGUUUAUAGGUAGGUCUGUAAUUACUUGAAGGAUGUCAUUCUUUCACACAAACAUAUAUGAGGAUACAGACCUUUACAGUCAAUGCUUGUUGACUAGAUAAUUGAAUAAUUCCACAUGAGGGCAUAUAGGAGGCCGUUUUCUUCCUCUCUGACAGUGGGCUUGGUUAGACUUGACAGGCCUUUAGUGUACUGCGGCUCCUUCAGGGUUUUAAAGCCUAAACAUAAUGAGAUUAUUGCUUUCCUCCUGGACAUUUGCUAAUUAAUUAAUCAUCAUCCUUAUUUGAGAGUAGUACACAGCUUAUUUUGUUUGUAGAUUUGUGUACAGGCUUGUAGUUGCUCGAAUAGAAUAUAAAUAACAGUGAAAAAUAUUACACUGUUUAUUCCAUGUUUAUUUCAUCUCACCUGCUGUUGUUUUUUGUGACACUUCAGACAAUGUCACUGGGAGCUAUAGUGGUGUGUUAAUGUGUUGUUAUAUUCAGAACUGUUGCUGUGACCUUUAUUUUGUAUUACACCACUGACGUGCACAGAACGGGAGCAGCAGGGGCCCUCUGAGAAAAGAUUCAUUUUCUUACUUUUGUUUUGAACGAGCUUUUCAGUGGCGUCCCGCCUGCAGCAGUGUCCUUCAAGGAAACAAAAAAUGCAGUUUUGAAUUCGCCCCGGAAGAUCGAAGUGCCGUUACCUCAGACGAGUAACAGGCUUUUAAAGAAAUGUUGUACGCUGCACAGGACCAGGCCCCAUCUAUUGAAGUCACAGAUGAAGACACUGUCAAGAGAUAUUAUGCCAAGUUUGAGGAGAAGUUCUUCCAAACAUGUGAGAAGGAGCUGGCAAAAAUCAACACAUUCUAUUCAGAGAAACUCGCAGAAGCACAGCGGCGUUUCGCCACGCUGCAGAAUGAGUUGCAGUCAUCUUUGGAUGCGCAGCGGGAGAGCAGUCGAGCCCCGGGAUUGCGUCGCCGGCGCACAGUCUUCCACCUGUCUCAGCAGGAGCGCUACAAACAUCGCAAUAUCAAAGACCUGCAGCUGGCCUUCAGCGAGUUCUACCUCAGCCUCAUCCUGUUGCAGAACUACCAGAAUCUAAACUUCACAGGUUUCCGUAAGAUUUUAAAGAAACAUGACAAGAUCUUUGAGACAGCGCGGGGGGCAGACUGGCGUGUGGCCCAUGUGGAAGUAGCUCCGUUUUACACCUGUAAAAAGAUCACUCAGCUCAUCUCUGAAACUGAGGCCCUCGUUACCACAGAGCUGGAAGGGGGAGACAGACAGAAGGCUAUGAAGAGACUGCGAGUGCCCCCACUGGGUGCAGCACAGCCUGCACCAUCAUGGACCACUUUCAGAGUCGGACUAUACUGUGGUGUCUUUGUCGCUUUAACAGUCACUGUCAUCAUCACAGGUGUGGUAAAGCUAGUAACAGGUGGAGAGAAGAAUGUGUGGCCCCUUGUCAGAAUUUAUCGAGGUGGUUUCCUUCUCAUCGAGUUCCUUUUCUUGUUGGGCAUCAACACAUAUGGCUGGAGGCAGGCCGGUGUGAACCACGUCUUAAUAUUUGAGCUCAACCCCCGCAAUAACCUGUCCCACCAACAUCUCUUUGAGAUUGCUGGUUUUCUUGGAGUUCUUUGGUGCGUCAGUAUUCUGUCCUGCCUCUUUGCUAAGGACAUAAAGAUUCCUAUACAAGCAAACCCUCUAGCGCUCUAUGGAUUCUUCUUCUUUUUCCUCAUCAACCCUUUCAAAACCUGCUAUUACAAAUCUCGCUUCUGGCUCCUCAAAUUACUGUUUCGAGUGGUCACAGCUCCAUUUCACAGAGUGGGAUUUGCUGAUUUCUGGCUGGCUGACCAGCUCAACUCUCUAGUAGUAGUUCUGAUGGACCUGGAGUACUUGAUCUGCUUCUACAGUAUGGAACUGAACUGGGCAGAGUCUUACGGGGCGCUUGAGAUUAAAGACGGUGAAGGGAUUUGUCACACAUAUUCAUAUGGAGUACGAGCUGUAAUCCAGUGCUUGCCUGCCUGGUUCCGGUUUGUGCAGUGCCUGAGACGUUACCGGGACACAAAGCGUGCCUUCCCUCACCUCGUCAAUGCUGGCAAAUACUCCACUACUUUUUUCGUGGUCAUCUUUUCUGCACUCUAUAAGACACAUGAAAGUGUACAGGAACAUAAGGUCUUCUUUUACGUGCUCAUUGCCUGCAUGAUUAUUAACUCCUGCUACACCUUAUUGUGGGACCUGAAGAUGGACUGGGGUCUGUUUGACCGUAACGCAAUGGAGAACACCCUCCUCAGAGAGGAGAUCGUAUAUCCUCAGAAAGCUUACUACUACUGUGCCAUAGUUGAGGAUGUAAUCUUGCGCUUUGCCUGGACCAUUCCUCUUUCUCUUGGGGUUGUGUCUACAUACUCGAACAUCUCUGAUAUUUUGGCCACUAUCCUCGCUCCACUGGAGGUAUUCAGACGCUUUGUGUGGAACUUUUUCCGUUUGGAGAAUGAACACCUGAAUAACUGCGGUGAGUUCAGAGCGGUGCGGGACAUUUCAGUAGCGCCUCUGAACGCAGAUGACCAGACGCUGCUGGAGCAGAUGAUGGAUCAGGAGGAUGGAGUGAGGAAUAGAUUUGGAAAGAAGAAUGGGAAGAGGAGCUACAGCAUGUCCUUGAGAAGACCACGCCUCUCCUCCCAGUACGCUAGGUCGAAGAUCAAGGAUACCAAGGUCCUGAUAGAGGACACAGAUGAUGACACCUGACCCGGCGUCCUCAAGGGCUAGAUAAAGUCUUUUUUUAAUAGACUAUAGACCUCAUUGGACCUCAACUCUUCAAAACCUGUACAGUCAAACCAUCACAAAGCUGCCUGACCACACCACACACAUUUCACUGACUCAUACACACAUACAAGCUCACAAUGGAUGCAGCCACCACCUAGUUACUAUAAUAUUUUUGAUUUCUCUGUCAUGGCCUUGAUCAUUUUUUUGAAGAUUCAACGUGGAAGACGAAGACACACACACACACACACACACAAAAGAAAUCAAAGGACAGUGUAUAUAAAUGUCACUUCACAGACUACUUGAAGUGUGACCAUUAAAAUCAUACACUUGACUGUGGAGUCUCUAGACAUGAACAAUUCAUUGCAGCAAUCGUGCUCAAUUGGUUUGAAUACCUUGUGUUUAAAGACUUUUAUGAGGAGGGUAUGAAGACCGUAUUAUAGCAUUCAUGUAGCAGACACCUGGACUGGUUUGCCCUCAUUCAUGAAAAUUUCUAUUAUUUUAUGUAAUUUUAUUAUUAUAAUUUUUUUUUUUUUUUUUUUAAUGUACAUUUCAUUGUUAUUUAUGUGAAGGAGAGAUGCCUUGAAUGUAAUGGCAAGGAUUUACCUUAGACUCUUAACCUCUUCAGACAGGACCUCUGAAUGCUAUCGAACAACCCUCAGGUGGCUUUGAAGAAAGCAAACAGAUUUCAAAUGUCUCAUAAAACUGCAGUGUAGCAUGAAAACUGAAUCUAGCACCGAAACAGAAUUGCAAUCUGUUUGAAUGGCCAGACAGCAACAUUUGCCUCAACCAAUGGUAUUGGUUUUGGGUGUCCAGUCAAAAGCAGAUAGGGAAGUGUUUGAAACUUGCCUGAAAACAAUCACUAUUUUUGAAAUUCUGUUUUGAAUUGCUGAAAUUACACACUGGGGUUCGUUGUGAUAGUUCUGAAAACAUGAACUUUUUUUUUUAGUAUGUGUUAAAGUGCACAGCAAAUGUUACAGUGAAUGUUAUUCACCCGUCACAUUCCUGAAGUAGCAUUCCAUGUCAGUGUUCUGUUUUUUUUGUUUUUUUUUUAGCCAGUGUCUUCCAGGGUCUGACCUAUUUUGCAAAAGCCACCUGAGGGUUAUAGGGAGGAACAAUCUCUUAAUUUUCUUUUCAGUUGAUUCUUUGACCGUGUCACUGGGCCUCAUUCAUGAAACAUAACCACCAAAAAAAUAAUCUGUGUAAGUUGUUUGUGGAACCUUUUUUACGUAAAUUGUCAUUCAAUUCAGUCUGACAAUUUUAUGAAGGAUUGGUUUUUACAGCUGUUUACGGCGAUUGAGAAUUCAGUUCUCAGUCUAUAAGUCUAUUUGUACUUCUGUAAGAACAGCUGUCUCUGCAAAUUCAGCAAGACUUGUGUGCAGCAGGGACAAACAGUGUCUUCGUUCAUGAGGAAAUGGACUAUGAUUGCGAACUCUGUUACAUUCCCUAUAUGAUCACACCCAGAGGAUCCAAGUAAGAUAGGAGGUACUGAAGGCACAUAUUCAUUAACCCUGGGUGGAUUACAGAUGUGUAACUGCCUUCAUGGGAACAUGGAUUCAUACAGAUGCAAUAUUUAAAAGACAACUCACCUGCUCCACCUCACAUACCAUGUCACGUACUACUGUCCGAAGUAAACACUUGGACCAAAAAAAUAAAGAUUUCUCUGUGGAUGUUU